AUGGGAGCUCUCUCAGUUGCAUUCAUAGAGGUGGACAUGAGAGGCAAUUCCUGUAGUCUAGACAGAAGAGCUCUGAGCCAGAGUGAAUAUGUGCUGUUCUACUAUUCCAACCUUAGCGUGCCUACGGGGCGCUUCCAGAACCGGUCACAUUUGGUGGGGGACAUCUUCCAUAAUGAUGGUUCUCUCCUGCUCCAAGAUGUUCAGAAGGCCGAUAAGGGAAUCUACACCUGUGAAAUCCGCCUCAAAAAUGAGAGCAUGGUGAUAAAAAAGACCGUGGAACUGUGGGUGCUACCAGAGGAGCCUAAAGAGCUCAGAGUCCGAGUAGGUGAUACAACUCAGAUGAGAUGUUUUAUCCAGAGCACAGAAGAGAAACGGGUGACCAAAGUAAACUGGAUGUUUUCUUCAGAAAGGCAUACUGAGGAGGAGACAGUCUUGAGCUAUGACUCCAACAUGCAUAGUGGAAACUUCCAGAGCCUGGGCCGCUUCCGCAACCGUGUAGACCUGACAGGUGACAUCUCCCGCAAUGAUGGUUCAAUCAAACUUCAAACAGUGAAGGAGUCUGACCAAGGAACGUACACUUGCAGCAUCUACCUGGGAAAGCUGGAGUCCAGGAAAACCAUUGUGCUGCAUGUGGUCCAGGACGACUUUCAAAGGACAAUUUCACCAACUCCUCCAACUGAUAGGGGUCAGCAGGGGAUCCUGAAUGGAAACCAGCUGGUGAUCAUUGUGGGGAUCGUCUGUGCCACUUUCCUGCUGCUUCCGGUUUUGAUAUUAAUUGUGAAGAAAACCAAGUGGAAUAAGAGUUCAGUAAGUUCUAUGGCUUCUGUGAAGAGCCUGGAGAACAAAGAGAAGAUUAAACCAGAGAAGCAUAUCUACUCCUCCAUAACUACAUGGGAGACGACAGAGAGAAGACCAAGUGGAGAGUCAGAGGGCACCUAUAUGACCAUGAAUCCAGUUUGGCCUUCUUCUCCCAAAGCAUCCAGUUUGGUCCGCUCUUCAGUCAGAUCCAAGUAAUAUGGUUAAAAAAAAAAAAAAGUCACCUUGGGGAAUUUCCAAAACCGAGCAAACUUUCUGAGAAGGAAGAGAGACUCUUUUUGAUGGUCCCUGGGACUACUGUGCCAGCUAUUUUAGACUUGUGCAUUCCAUCUGGUCUUGGCCUCCAUCAAAAGGCUGAAGAUGGAGGGUUUGGAGUCUGGCAGGAAGGCUGAACUGCUCCAGAUAACCAGGCACUGAUGAGGGGAGGGAGACCUCAGACUUCUCCCAGAAGUGGUGUGCGGGCUGGUGAGGAUGGGGAACUGCCUGAUCUGCCUUGGGCUUUCAAGCUCUCCAUUGGACCGGAUCUGUAAUGCAAACAGUGGUUUGCUUGUUUGUUUGUUGUUUGUUUUUGUGGAUGAGCUACUAAGAGACGCACAGAGAUAUAAACCAAAAUGAAAAAAAAUUAUUUUGAUGAAUUAUCCCCAAAUAGGUGUGAUUUGUGGGAAUCAUCUUUUUUUAUGUCCUGGAUGAAAGACAAGUGGGGAAAUUUGAAGCAUGGAACUCCUGAGAGAGUGUCCUUUGAGGAGAGCCACAAUGGACUCAGCAUCUGGGGACUGGUUUGGAUCUGGGGGGGAGACUUAGGGGUAACCCACUGGAAGCAGGAUAUGAGAACAGCUGUGGGAUCUCCUCGGGCUGGGAAUCUGCAUUGACGGCUGAAGCUAGGCCUGUGGAGUUUGGGCAUCCAUUUUUUCCAAAUGCAUUGAACAGGCUUGCCAAAGCAAACAGCCAACGAUUGAAUUCUUGGUCUGAAAUAUGAGAUUCCUAUACUUUUCAUUGUUAUCGUGAGAC
Messenger RNA from Mus caroli (Ryukyu mouse), 1824 nucleotides. Lineage: Eukaryota; Metazoa; Chordata; Mammalia; Rodentia; Muridae. The record is from RefSeq and is a predicted model, not a curated record.